AUGCACCCUGAAGCACUGUGCAGCCGCGCGCGCCAGCCAGACUGGCGCCUAACAACCGCCUCCGUAAACUCUCUCAACCCCCUCCCACAAUUUUGCUCUACUCCCACGUUCGCGUUUGUUUUCAACUAUUGCAUCAGCAAUCAACAACAUUGCAUCAGCAAUCAACAAGCAUUGCAUCAGCAAUCAACAAGCAUUGCAUCAGCAAUCAACAACAUUGCAUCAGCAAUCAACAAGCAUUGCAUCAGCAAUCAACAAGCAUUGCAUCAGCAAUCAACAAGCAUUGCAUCAGCAAUCAACGAGCAUUGCAUCAGCAAUCAACAAGCAUUGCAUCAGCAAUCAACAAGCAUUGCAUCAGCAAUCAACAACAUUGCAUCAGCAAUCAACAAGCAUUGCAUCAGCAAUCAACUCUGA
This is a messenger RNA of Parnassius apollo (apollo), 411 nucleotides long. The record is from the annotation of a GenBank genome assembly. NCBI's taxonomy places the organism in Eukaryota, Metazoa, Arthropoda, Insecta, Lepidoptera, Papilionidae.